GCGGGGCCGGGCCCGGAGUCGGCAUGAAUCGCUGCUGGGCGCUCUUCCUGUCUCUCUGCUGCUACCUGCGUCUGGUCAGCGCCGAGGGGGACCCCAUUCCCGAAGAGCUCUAUGAAAUGCUGAGUGACCACUCGAUCCGCUCCUUCGAUGACCUCCAGCGCCUGCUGCAUGGAGACUCCUUAGAGGAAGAUGGAGCUGAGUUGGACCUGAACAUGACCCGCUCCCAUUCGGGGAGCUUGGCUCGUGGCAGAAGGAGCCUGGCGUCUCCGUCGGCCACUGCCGAGCCUGCCAUCAUUGCAGAGUGCAAGACACGCACCGAGGUGUUCCAGAUCUCCCGGCUCCUCGUCGACCGCACCAACGCCAACUUCCUGGUGUGGCCGCCCUGUGUGGAGGUGCAGCGCUGCUCUGGUUGCUGCAACACCCGCAACAUGCGAUGCAGCCCCACCCAGGUGCAGCUGCGGCCUGUCCAGGUGAAUAAAAUCGAGCUUAAGCUGGGGAAGCCAGUCUUGAAUAAGGCCACCGUGACACUGGAGGACCACUUGGCGUGCUACUGUGAGACAGUGGACAUCCCGGAGCAGCGAGCCAAGACGCCCAAAACUCGGGUGACCAUUCGGAUGGUGCGAGUCCGCCGGCCCCCCAAGGGGAAGCACCGGAAAUUCAAGCACACGCAUGAACAUGACAAGAAGGCACUGAAGGAGACCCUCGGAGCCUAGGGGCAUCAGCAAGAGAGAGUGGGCAGGGUUAUUUAAUAUGGUAUUUGCUGUAUUGCCCCCAUGGGGUCCUUGGAGUGAUAAUAUUGUUCCCCUCGUCCGUCUGUCUCGAUGCCUGAUUCGGACGGCCAAUGGUGCUUCCCCCACCCCUCCGCGUGUCCGUCCACCCCUCCAUCGAUGGGUCUCCCUGCGACGGCCUCCGGCAUCCUGCCCAGCAGCCCCAGAAGGAAAAGGACUAAACUCCAUCGCUGUCUUCUUCCCUCGACCUUAAGAAUCUGGGAUAAGAGUGCAAGAGAGCCGAUGUGGUCGCUGUUUGGGGAGAGGGGUUCCCUCCGCCACAUCUGGCCUGGGCCAUACCUGAGCACUGUGGACCAGCUCGAGGAGCCCUGCACAUGGCCCCGAGGACCUCCUGCCUGGUCCCUGGACCCUGGCUAGCUCUGAGGGGAACACCUCUAGGCAGAUCAGGGUACCUUGUACUCCAUGUUGGCUGAGACCACAGACGAACCCAGACCCACCGGCCACCUCCUCUCCCUGGUCACCUCUGCUCACAGUGGCUUCUUUUCGUUUGAUGCAUAUGAAAUCUUUGAAGACGUGGACUCUUCUGGACGGGUGUGGCCAGAGCGCCAGGUGGCUGAGUGCCCUCUCUGGCUGGUUCAAGAUGAAGUUUGCUCUUGAGGUGGACGUAGAUGGUGACCUUAGCAUCCCUUGCCUCCUGCCACCUCCUGGUCCCCCUGCUUCACUUGAUUCCCUUCCUCUUCUGUUUCUUUUCA
Messenger RNA from Carlito syrichta (Philippine tarsier), 1480 nucleotides. It is a transcript of the gene PDGFB, whose product is annotated as platelet derived growth factor subunit B. The record is from RefSeq and is a predicted model, not a curated record. Gene Ontology annotation, biological process: positive regulation of MAP kinase activity; positive regulation of phosphatidylinositol 3-kinase/protein kinase B signal transduction; positive regulation of ERK1 and ERK2 cascade. Gene Ontology annotation, molecular function: growth factor activity; platelet-derived growth factor receptor binding. Lineage: Eukaryota; Metazoa; Chordata; Mammalia; Primates; Tarsiidae. Bases 24 to 713 code for a protein of 229 amino acids. The transcript has 7 exons. Gene Ontology annotation, cellular component: membrane.